Populus trichocarpa (black cottonwood) is the source of this 1488-nucleotide messenger RNA. RefSeq names its product receptor-like protein 1. NCBI's taxonomy places the organism in Eukaryota, Viridiplantae, Streptophyta, Magnoliopsida, Malpighiales, Salicaceae. The record is from RefSeq and is a predicted model, not a curated record. Bases 1 to 1488 code for a protein of 495 amino acids. The transcript has a single exon. Gene Ontology annotation, molecular function: protein binding.
AUGGCUAAGAAUGGAUUCACAGGUUGUAUUCCUUCUUGUUUAGGAAAUAUUAGCUCUUUGGGAAUUUUAGAUUUAUCCAACAAUCAAUUGUCCACAGUAAAACUAAAACAACUAACAACAAUAGGGUUUCUCAAGCUGUCAAACAACAAUUUGGGUGGGCAAUUACUUGCCUCAGUGGUCAAUUCUUCUGGCCUGGUUUUUCUCUACCUAAGCGGUAACAACUUUUGGGGUCAGAUAUCAGAUUUUCCAUUAGAUGGGUGGAAGAAAAUGUGGACUGUAUUGGAUUUGAGUAACAAUCAAUUUUCAGGCAUGCUUCCAAGGUGGAUUGUCAAUUCUACGCAAUUGAGUGCAAUUGAUUUGUCCAAAAACCAUUUUAAGGGUCCAAUUCCAAGAGACUUUUGUAAGCUUCAGGGGCUUGAAUAUUUAGACCUUUCUGAGAACAACUUGUCUGGUUCUAUACCAUCGUGCUUCAAUCCACCACAAAUAACCCAUGUGCAUCUAUCCGAAAAUAGAUUGAGUGGUCCAUUAACAUGUGGAUUUUAUAAUAGCUCUUCCCUGAUUACGAUGGAUCUUCGAAAUAACAGCUUCACCGGCUCCAUUCCAAACUGGAUUGGAAAUCUUUCAUCAUUGAGUUUUCUUCUUCUGAGGGCUAAUCACUUUGAUGGUGACUUCCCUGAUCAUUUAUGCUUGUUAGAAAAAUUAAGCAUUUUGGAUGUUUCACAAAACCAUCUCUCUGGUCCACUACCCGCUUGUUUGGGCAAUCUUACUUUCAAGGAAAAUUCCAAGAAAGCGUUUGCAGAUAUCGAAAAUGUUUUUGGCUCAGCGUACACAGGAAAAUCUUAUUAUGACACAAUGAAUCCAAAACUAGUGGAUAAUUUCCAAAUCUUGGGAAACCCUUCUCAGUCCAACAUUGCAGAAGAAGUGAUAGAAUUUACUACUAAAAAUAUGUAUUAUGGUUACAAGGGGAAAAUCCUCAGUUUCAUGUCUGGUAUUGAUCUCUCCAGUAACAACUUCUUAGGAGCAAUCCCACAAGAAUUGGGAUACUUAAGUAAGAUACUGUCAUUAAACUUAUCACACAACAAUCUCACUGGAUCUAUACCUGCAACAUUCUCAAACCUAAAGCAGAUUGAGAGUUUGGAUCUUUCUUACAACAACUUGACUGGUGCCAUCCCUCAGCAACUUACUGAAAUUACCACAUUGACAGUUUUUAGUGUGGCACACAAUAAUUUGUCAGGCAAGACUCCAGAGGAGAAAUAUCAGUUUGGGACCUUCGAUGAAAGUUGUUAUGAAGGAAAUCCUUUCUUGUGUGGACCUCCAUUGCGAAACAAUUGUAGCAAGGAACCAAUGUCGUUGCAGCCAGUGCCUAAUGAUGAACAAGAAGAUGAUGAUUUCAUAGACAUGGAGUUUUUCUACAUCAGUUUCAGUGUAUGUUACACAAUUGUGGUGAUGAUGAUUGCAGCAGUUCUCUACAUCAAUCCCUAUUGGUGA